Molecule: messenger RNA, 8106 nt
Organism: Lontra canadensis (Northern American river otter)
Lineage: Eukaryota; Metazoa; Chordata; Mammalia; Carnivora; Mustelidae
Gene: IGF2R
Product: insulin like growth factor 2 receptor
Exons: 48
Coding region: 182-7669 (2495 amino acids)
Biological process (GO): lysosomal transport
Cellular component (GO): trans-Golgi network
Molecular function (GO): signaling receptor activity; D-mannose binding
Source: RefSeq, a predicted model, not a curated record
AGCCCAGUCGAGCCGCGCGCCCCUCGGGCUCCUGCACCGCUCCCGCUCCUCUCGUGCCCCUCGCCACCUCUUCGCCUCCAGCUCAGCCUCCGCCCUGGCUGCACGACCAUGUCCCGGCCGCGGCCCCCGGCAGCCGCGCGCCGCUAGCCCCGCGCUCGCCGCGCAGUCCGGGCCGGGCGCGAUGGGGGCCGCCGUCGGCCGGGGCGCCCACCUAGGGCCCGCGCCCGCCGGCCGCCCGCUGCGCUCCCUCCUGCUGCUGCAGCUCCUGCUGCUCGUCUGGGCCCCGGGAUCCGCGCUGGCCCAGGGCGCCGAGUUCCCCGAGCUGUGCAGUUAUACAUGGGAAGCUGUUGAUACCAAAAAUAACAUGAUUUAUAAGAUCAGCAUCUGUGGAAACGUGGAUGUUGCCCACUGUGGGCCAUCAAGUGCCAUUUGUAUGUACGACUUGAAGACAAGCACCUAUCAUUCUGUGGGUGAUUCUUCUUCAAAAACUGUAACCAGAUCUCUUCUGGAAUUCAACACAACAGAGAGCUGCAAGCAAAGCCCAAAUCACAGAAUCCAGAGUAGCAUAACCUUUUUAUGUGGGAAAACCUUGGGAACUCCUGAAUUUGUAACUGCAACAGAUUGUGUGCAUUACUUCGAGUGGAGGACUACUGCUGCCUGCAAGAAAGAGACAUUUAAAGCUAAUAAAGAGGUGCCGUGCUAUGCAUUUGAUGGAGAGCUCAAGAAGCAUGACUUAAAUCCUCUGAUCAAGAUUAGCGGGGGUUACUUGGUGGAUGACUCUGACCCAGACACUUCGCUGUUCAUCAACGUUUGUAGAGACAUAGACUCUCUGCGGGACCCCAGUCCACAGCUGCGUGGCUGUCCCGCCGGCACGGCUGCCUGCCUGGUGAGAGGGGACCAGGCCUUCGACGUUGGCCAGCCCAAGGAGGGACUGAAGCUGGUGAACAAGGACAGGCUUGUCCUGAGUUACGUGAAAGAAGGGGCCGGGGAGCUGGACUUCUGCGACGGUCACAGCCCGGCGGUGACCAUCACGUUUGUCUGCCCUUCGGAGCGCAGAGAGGGCACCAUUCCCAAGCUCACAGCAAAAUCUAACUGCCGCUACGAAAUCGAGUGGAUCACUGAGUACGCGUGCCACAGAGAUUAUCUGGAGAGUAAAACCUGCUCUCUGAGCAGCGAGCAGCAUGACAUCACAGUUGACCUCCAGCCACUGCGACAGGACAGAGGUCCGUCCUCCUCUUACUACACUUCAGAUGGGAAGGAAUAUAUGUUUUAUUUGAAUGUCUGUGGAGAAGUCGAAGUACCGUUCUGUAGUAAGAAAGAAGCCGCCGUUUGCCAAGUGAAGAAGGCUGAACCCUCUCAAAUCAAAGUAGCCGGAAAAUACCAGAAUCAAACCCUCCGGUACUCCGAUGGGGACCUCACCUUGAUCUAUUCUGGAGGAGACAAGUGCAGCUCCGGCUUCCAGCGGAUGAGUGUCAUAAACUUCGAGUGCAACAAGACGGCAGUUAAUGAUGGGAAAGGAGUGCCUGUAUUCACCGGGGAGGUAGACUGCACCUACUUCUUCACGUGGGACACCAAGUACGCCUGUGUGAAGGAGAAGGAGGAUCUCCUCUGCAGUGUGACUGACGGGAAGAAGCGAUAUGACCUGUCGGCACUGGCCCGGCACUCAGAAGUGGAACAGAAUUGGGAAGCUGUGGAUGGCAGCGAGGGGGAAACAGAAAAGAAGCACUUCUUCGUUAAUAUCUGCCACAGAGUGCUGCAGGAAGGCCAGGCCAAAGGCUGCCCUGAAGACGCAGCCGUGUGCUCUGUCGAUAAGGAUGGAUUUAAAAGUCUAGGCAAGUUCGUUUCUUCUCCCAUGAAAGAGAACGGGAACCUUCAGCUCUCCUAUUCUGACGGUAGCGACUGUGGCCACAAGAAGAUAACAACUAACAUAACACUAAUCUGUAAACCAGGUGAUCUGGAAAGUGCUCCAGUCUUGAGAACCUCCGAGGACGAUGGCUGCUUCUAUGAGUUCGAGUGGCAUACAGCCGCUGCCUGCGUGCUGUCCAAGACGGAGGGCGAGAACUGCACGGUCUUUGACUCCCAGGCAGGGUUUUCUUUCGAUCUGUCACCUCUCACAAAGAAAAAUGGUGCAUAUAAAGUUGACACAGACAAGUAUGAGUUCUACAUAAAUGUUUGCGGUGCGGUGUCUCUGAGUUCCUGUCCGCCAGGCUCCGGAGCCUGUCAAGUAGCAAAAAUUGGUAAUAAGGCUUGGAACUUGGGACUGAGCAAUGCUAAACUGUCCUACUACGAUGGCAUGAUCAAGUUGAACUACAAAGAUGGCACGCCCUAUAAUAAUGAAAAGCACACACCAAGAGCCACACUGAUCACCUUCCUCUGUGACCGAGAGGCCGGAGUCGGUGUACCUGAGUAUCAGGAGGAAGAUAACUCCACCUACAACUUCCGGUGGUACACCAGUUACGCCUGCCCAGUGGAGCCCCUGGAGUGCGUGGUGACUGACCCCUCCACGAUGGAGCAGUAUGAUCUCUCCAGUCUCGCGAAAUCCGAGGGCGGUCGUGGAGGAAACUGGUACGCCAUGGACAACGCGGGCGAGCACAGCUCGUGGAGGAAAUACUACAUAAACGUGUGUCGCCCUCUGAACCCGGUGCCGGGCUGCGAUCGGUACGCGUCGGUGUGCCAGAUGAGGUACAAGAAUGAGCAGGGCUCCUUUUCUGAGGUAGCAUCCAUUAGUAACUUGGGGGUCGCAAAGGCAGGCCCUAUGGUGGAGGACAGCGGCAGCCUCCUCAUAGAGUACGUGAACGGCUCGGCGUGCACCACCAGCGAUGGGAGGCUGACCACCUACACCACCAGGAUCCAUCUCGUCUGUUCCAGGGGCAGCCUGAAUCCUCACCCCAUAUUUUCCCUCAGUUGGGAGUGUGUGGUCAGUUUCCUGUGGAACACAGAGGCCGCCUGUCCUAUCCAAAUAACGACGGACACAGACCAGGCCUGUUCCAUAAGGGACCCGAACAGUGGCUUUGUGUUCGAUCUUAACCCGCUGAACACUUCCCAAGGAUACGUGGUCCCGGGAAUCGGGAAGACUUUUGUGUUUAACGUGUGUGGUACGAUGCCCGUGUGCGGGACCUUCGAUGGAAAACCAGCCUCUGGCUGUGAGGCGGAGACUGAGACAGAGGGUCUCAAGAAUCUGAAGCCAGAAAGGCCGGUUGGACUGGAGAAAAGCCUGCAGCUGUCCACGGAGGGCUUUAUAACCCUGACCUACAAAGGGCCACUUUCCCCCGCCACAGGGACCGCUGAUACCUUUAUCAUCCGCUUCGUUUGCAACGAUGAUGUUUACCCAGGGAACUCCACAUUCCUGCAUCAGGACAUUGACUCUGGCCGGGGGAUCCGAAACACUUUCUUUGAGUUUGAGACUGCACUGGCCUGCGUCCCUUCUCCUGUGGAUUGCCAGGUCACAGACGAUGCUGGGAAUGAGUAUGACCUGAGUGGCUUAAGCAGAGUCAGGAAGCCCUGGACUGCUGUGGACACCUCGGCUGAUGGAAGAAAGAGAACUUUCUAUUUGAGUGUUUGCAACCCUCUCCCUUAUAUUCCUGGAUGCCACGGCAGCGCGGUGGGGUCCUGCCUGGUGUCAGAAGACAACAGCUGGAACCUGGGCGUGGUGCAGAUCAGCCCUCAGGCUGCGGCGAAUGGGUCCCUGAGUAUCGUCUACGUCAAUGGUGACAAGUGCGGGAACCAGCGCUUCUCCACCAGGAUCACGCUCGAGUGCGCUCAGACCUCGGGAUCCCCAACAUUUCAGCUUCUGGAUGAUUGUGAGUAUGUGUUUGUCUGGAGAACGGUGGAAGCCUGUCCCGUCAUCAGAGUGGAAGGAGACAACUGUGAGGUGAAGGACCCGAGGCACGGCAACUUGUACGACCUGAAGCCGCUGGCUGUCAACGACACCAUUGUGAGCGCGGGCGAGUACACCUAUUACUUCCGCGUCUGUGGCACGCUGUCCUCAAAGGUCUGCUCCACUAGCGACAAGUCCAAGGUGAUCUCAUCGUGUCAGGAGAAGCGGGGACCCGAGGGAUUUCAGAAAGUGGCAGGUCUCCUCACUCAGAAGCUGACGUAUGAGAAUGGCUUGUUGAAGAUGAACUACACGGGGGGGGACACUUGCCAUAAGGUGUACCAGCGCUCCACAACCAUCUUCUUCUACUGUGACCGGAGCACCCAGAGGCCGGUGUUUCUCAGGGAGACUUCAGACUGCUCCUACCUGUUCGAGUGGCGGACGCAGUACGCCUGUGCGCCUUUCGACCUGACCGAGUGCUCCUUCAAAGACGGGGCUGGUAACACCUUCGACCUCUCGUCCCUGGCAAGGUACAGUGACAACUGGGAAGCCGUCACAAGGACAGGAGCCACCGAGCACUACCUCAUCAACGUUUGCAAGUCUCUGUCUCCCCAGGCUGGCUCCGAGCCGUGCCCUCCGGAAGCGGCCGCGUGUCUCCUGAGUGGCUCCAAGCCUGUGAACCUUGGCAGGGUGAGCGAGGGGCCACAGUGGAGAGAUGGUGCCACCGUCCUGAAAUAUGUCGAUGGCGACCUGUGUCCAGACCAGAUUCGGAAGAAGUCAACCACCAUCCGCUUCACCUGUAGCGAGAGUCAAGUGAACUCCAGGCCCAUGUUCAUCAGUGCGGUGGAAGACUGCGAGUAUACCUUUUCCUGGCCCACACCGGCUGCCUGUCCUGUGAGGAGCAACGUGCACGACAACUGCCAAGUCACCAACCCCGCCACAGGACAUCUGUUUGACCUGAGCUCUUUAAGUGGCAGAGCGGGACACACGGCCGCUUACAGUGAGAAGGGGCUCGUGUUCAUCAGCGUCUGUGACGACAAUGAAAACUGCUCCCCCGGUGUGGGGGCCUGCUUCGGGCAGACCAGGAUCAGUGUGGGCAAGGCGAACAAGAGGCUGACCUACGUGGAUCAGGUCUUACAGCUGGUGUAUGAGGGCGGGUCCCCCUGUCCCUCCAAGUCCGGUCUGACCUACAAGAGUGUGAUCAGCUUUGUGUGCAGGCCCGAGGUGGGGCCCACCAACAGGCCCAUGCUCAUCUCUCUCGACAAGCAGACGUGCACGCUCUUCUUUUCCUGGCACACACCUCUGGCCUGCGAGCAGGUGACGGAGUGCUCUGUGAGGAACGGAAGCUCCAUUAUCGACCUGUCCCCGCUCAUCCACCGCACGGGGGGCUACGAGGCAUAUGACGAGAGUGAGGAUGACACCUCCGACACCGGCCCUGACUUCUACAUCAACGUCUGCCAGCCGCUGAACCCGAUGCACGGGGUGCCUUGUCCCGCCGGCGCGGCUGUGUGCAAGGUUCCCGUCGACGGUCCCCCCAUAGAUAUUGGCCGAGUCACGGGACCCCCAAUACUCAACCCCAUAGCUAAUGAAGUUUACUUGAAUUUUGAAAGUAGUACUCCUUGCUUGGCGGACAAGCAUUUCAACUACACCUCACUGAUCGCAUUCCACUGUAGGAGAGGCGUGAGCAUGGGAGCUCCCAUGCUGCUGAGGACCAGUGACUGUGACUUUGUGUUUGGGUGGGAGACCCCGCUGGUCUGUCCCGACGAAGUGAAGGUGGACGGCUGCUCCCUGACGGACGAGCAGCUACGUUACAGCUUUAACCUGUCCAGCCUCUCCAAAAGCACGUUCAAGGUGACUCGAGACUCACGCACCUACAGCAUCGGGGUGUGCACUGCGGCGGCAGGCCUGGAUGAAGGAGGCUGUAAGGAUGGAGGUGUCUGCCUGCUUUCCGGAAGCAAGGGGGCAUCUUUUGGACGGCUGGCAUCCAUGAGGCUGGAUUACAGGCACCAGGAUGAAGCUGUCAUCUUAAGUUAUGCCAAUGGAGAUAAUUGUCCUCCAGAAACUGAGGAAGGUGACCCCUGUGUGUUCCCCUUCAUAUUCAAUGGAAAGAGCUACGAGGAGUGUGUUUUGGAGGGCAGGGCGAGGCUUUGGUGCUCCACCACUGCUAACUACGACAGAGACCACGAGUGGGGCUUCUGCAGACACUCAAACAGCCACCGGAUGUCCGCGAUCAUCUUCAAGUGCGACGAGGACGCGGAUGUCGGCAGGCCACAGGUCUUCAGUGAAGUUCGUGGCUGUGAGGUGACAUUUGAGUGGAAAACAAAAGUUGUCUGUCCUCCAAAGAAGAUGGAGUGCAAAUUCAUGCAGAAGCACAAAACCUACGACUUGCGGCUGCUGUCCUCGCUCACCGGCUCUUGGUUCUUUGUCCACGAAGGAGUCUCGUACUACAUAAACCUCUGUCAGAAAAUAUAUAAAGGGCCUCUCGACUGCUCGGACAGAGCCAGCAUUUGCAAAAAGAGUGCAUCUGGUGUCGUCCAGGUCUUGGGGCUCGUUCACACCCAGAAGCUGGACGUCUUAGAUGACAAAGUCGUUGUAACUUACUCGAAAGGUUAUCAGUGUGGGGAGAAUAAGACGGCAUCUGCCGUCAUAGAGCUGACCUGUGCGAAGACCGUGGGCAGACCGUCGUUCAGGAGGUUCGACAUCGACAGCUGCACUUACUACUUCAGCUGGGACUCUCGGGCCGCCUGCGCCGUGAAGCCCCAGGAGGUGCAGAUGGUGAACGGCACCAUCACCAACCCUGUAAACGGCAAGAGCUUCAGCCUUGGAGAUAUUUAUUUUAAGCUGUUCAGUGCCUCUGGGGACAUGAGAACAAAUGGGGACAAGUACGUGUAUGAAAUCCAGCUUUCCUCCAUCACAAGCUCCAGAAAUCCUGCGUGCUCGGGUGCCAACAUAUGCCAGGUUAAACCAAACGACCAACACUUCAGUAGGAAAGUUGGAACUUCUGACAAAACCAAAUACUACGUUCAAGAUGGUGAUCUAGAUGUGGUGUUUGCCUCGUCCUCUAAGUGUGGAAAGGAUAAGACGAAGUCUGUGUCUUCCACCAUCUUCUUCCACUGUGACCCUUCGGUGAAGGAUGGGAUCCCUGAGUUCAGCCACGAGACCGCCGACUGCCAGUACCUUUUCUCCUGGUACACCUCUGCUGUGUGUCCUCUCGGGGUGGGCCUCGAUGGUGACGGUACGGGCGAGGACAUGCCGGAGCACAAGGGGCUGUCGGAGCGAAGCCAGGCUGUCGGGGCGGUCCUCAGCCUGCUGCUGGUGGCGCUCACGGGCUGCCUGCUGACGCUGCUGCUUUACAAGAAGGAAAGGAGGGAGCUGGUGGCAAGCAGGCUGACCCGCUGCUGCCGGAGGAGCGCCAGCGUGUCCUACAAGUACUCGAAGGUGAACAAGGAGGAGGAGGCGGAUGAGAAUGAAACGGAGUGGUUGAUGGAGGAGAUCCAGGUGCCGACCCCGAGGCCCGGGAAGGAAGGACAGGAAAACGGCCACAUUACCACGAAGUCUGUGAAGGCCGAAGCCCUUACCUCCCUGCAUGGGGACGAGCAGGACAGUGAGGAUGAGGUUCUGACCAUCCCAGAGGUGAAGGUGCACUCGGGCAGAGGGACUGGGGCUGCGGGUGUGCCGCACGGGAGAGUCCCGCAGAGGAGUGGGCUUCGGGAGAGCGCUGAGGGUGCUGGGGUGCUGGCGAGAGGGGACCGGGCCUGCAGAGGGAAGCCCAGGCCCGCGCCGCCCAAGACCGUGAACUCCGGCAGCCUGGCGUCCUUCCAUGAUGACAGUGACGAGGACCUCUUACACAUCUAGUCUCCUGGGCCUCCAGGAGACAUGGGUCCGGCGUCACCAGGCACUUCGAACCAAAUAAGACUUCAGCUCGAUGAUGCUUCUAUCAUUUUUGCCUUUAACAAAAACUGUUUCAAAAGGGAAGAGUUUUUGUGAUGGGGGAGAGAGUGAGGAGGUCAGGUUUACAGUCCUUGGAACAAGGCUCUGCUCCUGUCACUGGGGGCAGAGCUGGGGCCCUGGGUUUUGUUCCCAGCCCUCACAUAAAAGCGUGGCAGCCGUGCACGUCAUAUUAUGUGCCCGGGCCACACGCGUCUUGGAACCGAGGGCUGUGUAUUUGAGAAAAACCCUUGCUGCUUUAGGCCCUGUAGGGUUUUGACCAUUAUAUUUUAGCAUUUAAUUCUCUCCUCCUAUUUAUUGACUUUGACAAUUACUCAGGUUUGCGAAAAAGGAAAAAAAAAAAA